AUGGAGCAGCGGCACAAACAGCUGCCAUUUUCUGCUGCAUUAAGACGGAAAGAAUAUCAGCAGCAAGUGCGCGAGCAAGAGAGGUUGAAAUCAACAGCACCCACGCACGCAGCACCGCCUCUCAAGCAGCAGCAGCAGCAGCAGCAAGCCGAAGGCCAAGCCCAUCCAGCAGCCGUGCUGACUCCCCGGAACCAGCCACAGCUGCCGCAAGGCUGCCUGCUUCAGCUUCCGCAGGCCAAGCAGCAGCAGCAGCAACCGCUGCAGCGAGAGCCGCAGCGCAGCCUACGCCGCUCUGUAUCGUCAGGGUCACCUCCGGGCCGCUCCCCCAUAAGGCCAGCAGCAGAGGGCCCCACCAGAGAAGAUAAUUGCCAGCAUAAAGGGGCUUUUUGCCUCUUAAAUACACCAGAAGACCCGGGAAAUAAAGUAUUGAAGAAGGGGUCCCCAGCUCCUCCAUCUUGGGAGUUUACAAGAGCUGCACGCGCCUGCCGCAGCAGCAGCAGCAGCAGCAGCAGAAAAUGCAAGGAUGCCAGCCGCAGCGGCAGAUAUGCGGCAGAGGUGCGAGGCCAAGCAGCAGCGUCCACUGGGGUGGCGAGAGUUGCUGCCACUGUUACUCCUGCUGCUGCUGCAGUAAGACUGUGCAGCAGAGAAUCCCAAAGGCCCCAACUUGCGUCCCGCAGCUCAUUAAGGCUACAAAAUAGUGAGCAGCAGCUGCAGCAAAGACAACGCAGCCUGAGUGCGCUUGGACGGCCUCUUCGUGAGUCCUCUCAAGUCUGCCUGCAGGGUCGCUUGCUGCUGCGGCUGCAGACAGCCCAGCAGCAAAGCCAGCAGCAGCAAUGGCAGCAGCAGCAAAUGCUUCGCCAGCGGCGUAGCUGGAGCGUGGCAUCUUUGCUGCCUCUCAAAAAAGAAGCUGCUGGGGGCCUGCAAUGCCUGCGUGCGCGUUCGCUGGCUGCGGCCCGGCAGCAGCAGCAGCAGCUUCCAGCGCUGCAGCGACCGUUGUCAUUCCAAGAGGAGCUGCUGCUGCUACGGCGGCUGUGGGAAGCAAACCAUGCUGUGGCAACAGCAGCACAGCGACAGGUAACGCAGCGAUCCCAACAGCAGCAGCGGCAGCAUCCGCAGCAGCAAACAGACGUGGUCAAUACGCUGCUUCUGCAACAGGUAUUAGAGGAAAAGACGGCUGAGUCCACCCGCGCAAGGAGACAAUUACUGCUGUUGAGGCAGCUUCAACACCAAAGGACGAAGCUGGAGCUGCUAAGACGACAGCAGCAACGCUGCAGCAGGAAGCUGACACAGAAGCUGGCACCAGCAGCGCUGCGGUGGUGGGGCACCAGCAGCAGCAGCAGCAGCAGCAGCGGCAACGCGGGAGCAGAGAAAAGUGGAAAGGGGCCGCCUGAGUGUUUGCUGACGGGCAUUUUAGAGGGGCCUCACUUACCCAUAGAGGGAGAGCUUUGGCUGCGGCGGCUGCACUGGGAGUUGAGUCUUGAGAUUAGACAGUGGCAGCAGCGGCAGAGCAGCGGCAGCGGCAGCAGCCGCAACGGAAGACAGGUGGCCACUUUGCUGCAGCUCAUCAAGAAGAAGUGCGUGAAGAGACGCAGAAAGAAAGAGAAGCAGUUGAGACGGCAGACACUCUCGAGCUUUCACAGGGCGAGGCGCCAAAUGACGCUGUGGGCCAGCAGCAGCAGCAGCAGCAGCAGGAGCUGGUUUACCCUGUAUGCACACCACAGGGUAGUGAGCACACCAGAAUCGGGGGAGGUCAGAAUCUUAUCAUCUUCAGCAACCUCAUGGCAGCAGCAGAACGCAGCUGUUGAGCCCUUCGAGCUCUUUUUCGACUCCUGCAGCAGCUCAGAUGGCAGCGAAGAGCUGCAGCAGCCGCAGCAGCAGCAGUCCAGGGCUCAGAACAAGCAGCAAAAAAAGCAGCUCCACCGUUUGCUGCUGCGGCAGUGGAGCCUACGGAAGCCUCGAGCGAGCGAUGCUGAAACAGCUCCUGCGCUAGUUGCAGCAGCAGAAACCGCAGCAGCAGCAGCAGCAGCAGCAGCAGCAAAACCAGCGAGCACGCACUCCAACAGCGGGCAGCUGCAUGGGUGCAGCGGCCCGCGCCCAGCCGCAGCUAAUAUCCUGCACACGAGUGAAGACAGGGGCAGCAGCCCGAGUGCUGCUGCUGCUGCUCCUAAAGCCAACCCUGUGUUCUCUGAGGGUGGGAAGCAUCUUAACGCUGCUUUCUUUUACCGGCUUGCAGCUGUUUGCUGCAGCUGUUUUCUCUGGCUGCUCUGCCGUGGUGCUUCUUUGCUGCAGCUGCGACUGCACCUUCAAAGAGGGUCACGGCGGCAGCUGCUGCAGGAGCAAAUGCAGCAGCAGCAGCAAAGGCUGCGGCAAAUGCUGCUGGAGGAAAGAUACCUCGCCUUAGACAGACACGGCACUUCAGCUGACGCCGCGCUUCUCGCCUGGAGGGGUGCGCAACUGGCUCACGAAAUCUUCGUCAGGCAGCAGCAGGUGCAGCAGCAGCAGCAGCAGCGUGAGCGGCAGAAACAGCAGCAAAAGCAACUGCAAGAGCAGCCUCCGCAGCAGCAAGAGUGGCAGCAGCCGCAAGACUGUUUCCUGAUAGAACCAGGAACGGAUGGCACACCGCCUGGCAGCAGUAGCACGAGCAGCAGCAACGAGAAGCCUGACUGCAACACGCAGUGCCUUGGCGAGAAGCCUGAGAGGGGCGGCUGCUGCAGCAGCUGCAGCCGUUGCUGCAGCAGCUCAGUAGGCAAAAGCAGGGGCCACAAUUGGCGAAGCUCAAGGUCCUUAUCGUAUGACUUUCCUCGCAAGCACCGGCGCCCCCUGAGCAGCCUCCGCAGUUUGCCUGUGGGAAGCAGCAGCUCUUUUUGGGGCCGCCGGCGCCGCAGCAGCAACCAGCGCAGCAGCAGGGACAGUAACUUCUGCAGAGGCAGCAGCAGCAACGCGGAUAGUGUGCUGCCACCGUAUGUGCGCAGUUUGCUGGAUGCAGGCAAAGCUUGCGCCAGGCUGGAUGAACUUCAGGUCGAGAGGGCAUGGAGCAGCAAGAGCUACAGCUUCAGCAGCAACAACGGCUGCAGCAACAGCAGCAGCAGCAGCUGCUGCUGCCACAGAAGCAACUGCAGCAGCAGCAGCAGCAGCAGCCACUGCGGCUGUGGGAAUGAGGGACGCGAUCGUGAGGGCAUUUUAAACAAAUCGGCUUCAUUCAAGGAUGCGCUGCUGUUGCCCAUUAACUGGGCACGAAGACUGACUAAUAUGGGCAAGAAGGAGUCGUACGGAAGAGGCGCAGCAGCAGCAGCAGCUUCCCAUAAGCUGCCGCCGCUGCAGCAGCAGCAGAGUCGACCGCCUGCAGACGAACUUGGGCUGUCAGCAGACAGCUGCAGCACUGGACUGCAGCACCAGAUGCCAGAUGCAGAGCUGCAGCACCAGCAGGAAGUCUCUAGCGGGCUGCACGAGGAGGCGCAGCAGCAGCAGCAGCCAGAGCAGCAAGAGCAGCAGCAGCAGCAGCACCCAAAACAGCAGCAGCAGCAGACAGAAGCCACAGCAGAGCGAACCUGGGGGGACGCAGCUCUCACCCUGCUAAAAGCCAUCUUCGAGCUGCACCGCGCAGGACCACAGACCCAGGGGCUGCAGUUGCCGCAGGCGGAAGCAGAUGGCUCUUUGCUGCACUUGCUGCAGCUGCAGGAGGCAAUCGUGCGGGAGCUCGUGCACUUGCGCCAGCAGCAGCAGCAGCAACAACAACAACAAGAACAACAGAGGCAGCUGCAGCAGAAGCAACCACAAGUCAAGAUUCCACUUGCAGGACCUAGCAGACGCAGCAGCAUAAAGAGCCUAUUCUCUUUUCCUGCUAUCUUUCGGCGGGGCAGCAGCAACAAAGAGGAGCUGCCUGCAGCAGCAGCAAAAGCAGCGGCUCCCUCCCACGUGGUAGCCACAAGCACGACUUCGAGCCUCCACGCGGCUUCCCUUCAACGAAGCAGCAGCUGCAGCAGCAAAGGCAGGAGCAGCAUCAGCAGGAACAGCAGCAGCUGCAGCAAAGGCUGCAACGACGCCACUACAACUGCUUUCUUCGAGAGCCCUUUGCCGGAGGUGGGCGGUCGGUGCGCUGCUGGUGUGCACGCAGGGUGCUGCCGUGUCUGGGGUGGUGCUGCUGCUACUGCUGCUGCUGCUGCUGCAACUGCAGCAGUUUGCUUUGCUGUUUCUGCUGCUGCUGGCAUUUCUUUGGGGGCCCUUGCUUUUGCCCUGCUUGCAGGUGCUGCUCAUAGGAGAUACCCUCGCUGUGAGCCGAAGGGCCCACAGAGAGUCGCAGCAGCUAGCAGCACUUUUGGACUGCAAAGGAGUUCCCUAUUUGUUUAUAGACACCAACGCGGCUGCUGCACAGGGUAA
Messenger RNA from Eimeria necatrix, 4377 nucleotides. RefSeq lists its product as hypothetical. NCBI's taxonomy places the organism in Eukaryota, Apicomplexa, Conoidasida, Eucoccidiorida, Eimeriidae. The record is from RefSeq and is a predicted model, not a curated record.